CGGCGCAGCGGAAGUGACGACUGCUUUGUGUGUCGCGCUGUGGGUGCUGGUGGUUGGUUUUGCGGUAGUUCCAUCCAAAGCCGUGAACGAUGUCCAUAGAAAUCGAGUCUUCGGACGUCAUACGUCUUAUUAUGCAGUACCUGAAAGAAAACAGCCUGCAUCGUACUUUGGCAACCCUGCAAGAGGAAACUACCGUGUCUUUGAACACAGUGGACAGUAUAGAGAGCUUUGUGGCUGAUAUUAACAGUGGGCAUUGGGAUACAGUCCUGCAGGCCAUCCAGUCACUGAAACUGCCAGACAAAACCCUCAUUGACCUCUAUGAGCAGGUUGUCUUAGAACUGAUUGAACUUCGUGAGUUGGGAGCUGCCAGAUCUCUCCUGAGACAGACAGAUCCCAUGAUCAUGUUGAAGCAAACGCAGCCAGAAAGAUACAUUCAUCUGGAAAACCUUCUGGCCAGGUCUUAUUUUGACCCUCGUGAGGCAUAUCCUGAUGGCAGCAGCAAAGAGAAAAGGAGAACAGCCAUAGCCCAGGCUUUGGCUGGUGAAGUGAGCGUGGUACCCCCAUCUCGUCUCAUGGCUUUACUCGGACAGGCACUAAAGUGGCAGCAGCAUCAGGGUCUUCUGCCUCCCGGUAUGACGAUUGAUUUGUUUAGAGGUAAAGCAGCAGUGAAGGAUGUAGAGGAGGAGAAGUUCCCCACGCAGCUGAGCAGGCAUAUUAAGUUUGGUCAGAAAUCUCAUGUAGAGUGUGCACGCUUUUCCCCGGAUGGUCAGUACUUGGUGACUGGCUCAGUUGAUGGAUUUAUUGAAGUAUGGAACUUCACCACAGGAAAAAUCAGAAAGGAUCUGAAAUACCAGGCUCAGGAUAACUUUAUGAUGAUGGAUGAUGCUGUGUUGUGCAUGUGCUUCAGCAGGGAUACUGAAAUGUUAGCAACUGGUGCACAAGAUGGUAAAAUCAAGGUGUGGAAGAUCCAGAGCGGCCAGUGUUUAAGGCGAUUUGAGCGUGCUCAUAGUAAAGGUGUCACGUGUCUCAGCUUCUCUAAGGAUAGCAGCCAGAUCCUUAGUGCUUCUUUUGACCAAACUAUAAGGAUUCACGGCCUGAAAUCUGGAAAAACCCUGAAGGAAUUUAGAGGCCAUUCCUCCUUUGUAAAUGAAGCCACAUUUACACAAGAUGGUCACUAUAUCAUCAGUGCUUCUUCUGAUGGAACAGUAAAGAUGUGGAACAUGAAGACUACUGAAUGUUCGAACACAUUUAAAUCCCUCGGUAGCACAGCUGGGACAGACAUCACGGUCAAUAGUGUCAAUCUUCUGCCAAAAAAUCCGGAGCAUUUCGUUGUGUGUAACAGAUCUAACACCGUGGUAAUUAUGAACAUGCAAGGGCAGAUUGUAAGAAGCUUUAGCUCUGGUAAGAGAGAAGGUGGUGACUUUGUAUGCUGUACCUUGUCACCCAGAGGAGAGUGGAUCUACUGCGUUGGAGAGGACUUUGUGCUCUAUUGUUUCAGCACGGUGACGGGCAAGCUAGAGAGAACACUGACUGUUCAUGAAAAGGACGUAAUAGGAAUUGCCCAUCACCCUCACCAGAAUUUAAUUGCUACCUACAGUGAAGAUGGACUCCUGAAACUGUGGAAACCAUAGUGAUAUAGUAUAAUUUUUAUAUUUUCUAGUUUUGUCUUGGUGUAACAUGUGAUGUGUUUUCCCUUUCCGGUUUGGCCACAGUAAUGCGGAUAGCCAAGAUUAUUUUAAUCAUUUUAUUUAGAUUUUUUUCUCUACAAAUCUAAGGAAAAGCUUGCUUUUUCACUUCUAAAACAUGAGCAUUUCUGUUUCAUUAAAGUCACGCUGAACUAAAUGAUGCAUACAAAUUAUUCAUUUGCAACUACAACCUACAAAACUAUAAUCUGCAUGCGCAGGCAAAUGUUGUGUAUGUUUACCACCGCCAUGUACUUCGUUGUUCUAAGAUAAUUGCGUCCUUGAGGAGCUUCCCAGAUUUACAGCAACAUUCAUGGCAGGAGUGCAGUAUGGCUAUCAAUAUACAACAUUGUUUUGUCUCCUUGCCGUUUGGGAGUGACCCCGUGAUGGCUAAAUUCUGCAGGACACUUUAUGGCAAGAGAAGCUUAGCGUUUUGUAGAAAUCGCAUAAUGGCAUAAUUAAAGUCAUUCAGGGCCGAGCAGCGAUUGGCUCUGGGAUGUGGGACUCAUGUGUUGUAAGUAUUUGAUUAAAAUUUGAUACAAAUGUUC
Messenger RNA from Spea bombifrons (plains spadefoot toad), 2230 nucleotides. It is a transcript of the gene SMU1, whose product is annotated as SMU1 DNA replication regulator and spliceosomal factor. Gene Ontology annotation, molecular function: protein binding. Gene Ontology annotation, cellular component: precatalytic spliceosome. The coding region runs from base 90 to 1631 and encodes 513 amino acids. Gene Ontology annotation, biological process: mRNA splicing, via spliceosome. The record is from RefSeq and is a predicted model, not a curated record. The transcript is spliced from 12 exons. Lineage: Eukaryota; Metazoa; Chordata; Amphibia; Anura; Pelobatidae.